AUGCCCUCUGCUCAGUUGCUCCUCUCUACAUAUAAUGAUGGAUCUCCUUCCAUUCAUGACGUGAUUCCCUCCUCACCUAUCUCAGCACCUGCUGCUCCACCGUUAUCAUCAACCGACUCAGCGCCAUGUACUCUUUGCCCAACACAUGUGACUGCUAUACCAGCACAUCCUAUACCGACGCCGCCUACUCUUGCUCAUGGUGAGUCCGCACCCGUUAAUCAGUUGCAACCUCCACCUGUUGAUUCACCGCAACCGGCUGCUUCUCCACAACCACCUGGUCAUCCAAUGAUGACACGUUAUAGAAAUGUCUUAGAUGCGGUAUGUCGAUUACAUAAAGAGUUCUACAAGAAACUUGUGCCAAUACUCGAUGACGAAACCGAUGAGAGGUGGAGGUGGUUUAAGGGUUGCCUAGGGGCAUUAGAUAGAACAUAUAUCAAAGUUAAUGUCCCUGCAGCAAAGAGAAAAGCUUAUCGAACAUGCAAGGGUGAGAUUUGUACUAAUGUACUUGGAGUGUGUUCGAGAGAUCUUCAGUUCAUACAUGUACUAGCGGGAUGGGAGGGUUCCGCAGCAGAUAGUCCAGUAUUGCGAGAUGCUAUUAGUAGACCACAUGGUCUUAAAAUACCGCAUGGAGGGAUUGAUCUGAGCGGAGAGAGGGAACAAAGAGAAGAAGGAUCAAGAACACGAAAAAAGGGACGAAUCAAGAUAGAGAGAGAACUGGAGAAGCCAUUUCCGAGGUUGCAUGUCGUUAAUUACAAUGGCAGAAACCAGGCAUGGGAGGCAACCGUGAGGAAAACACACGCUGCAAGACGACAAGCUAGCAAUAUCUUCAGUUCAUCCCCCGUUGCAAACAUGGAUGAAGAAGAUGAGAUUCAUGCAUCAGGAGAGGUGUUUCAUGCUGAACGUUAUCUCCCAAACGGAGAUUACUACACAGGUCACUGGUUGGAUAACUUUCCUCAUGGUUUUGGCAAAUACUGGUGGACCGAUGGAUGCAUGUAUGUGGGAGACUGGUAUCGUGGAAAAACCAUGGGAAAAGGCACCUUCAGUUGGCCUUCAGGAGCCAACUAUCAAGGCGAAUUUAAAAGCGGGUAUAUGGAUGGAGAAGGGAUCUAUACAGGGCCAAAUGGAGAUACUUAUAAAGGGUCAUGGGUUAUGAACUUGAAACAUGGACAUGGGGUGAAGGAAUACACUAAUGGGGAUAUAUAUGAUGGGGAAUGGUGUGGAGGGUUACAAGAAGGAAAUGGUAAGUAUCAAUGGAAAGAUGGGAAUUGCUACGAUGGAGAAUGGAAGAAUGGAAUGAUGUCUGGAAUGGGAAAACUGGUUUGGAGUAACGGGAAUACGUUUGAGGGGUUAUGGGAUGAUGGUAUACCGAGUGGGCAUGGGAGAUUCAAGUGGGCUGAUGGGAGUUUUUAUGAAGGUAAUUGGAGUAAGGAUGCCGCAGACCAAAACGGUGAUUAUCAUCCAUCUGAUGAUAAUUCUAAAGAUGAACAUAAAGACUGGUCUCAAGAACAAGUUUAUGAAGUUGAUCUUAAGGAAUGUGAAAUAUGUCCUCUUGAUAAGGUCCCGAUCUUGCCAUCUCACAAGAAACUAGCAGUUUGGAGAUCGACAAAGGGCAGCAGUAGCACUGCUAGUACUAGUGACACUGCACCUAGGUCCAGACGAAUGUCCAUUGACGGAAGCAGCUUCGAUGUGAGUAGUACUGUUGAAGAAGCAAAUUUAAAGGCAAGAGAUGAUACGUCAUUUUCAUCACCAUCACCUAGUAAUUCGUCAGUAGAAGCAAGUCCAAUACAAAUCCCCAAAGUCGUAAAGAAACAAGGAGAUAUCAUAUCCAAAGGACAUAAGAACUAUGAACUCAUGCUCAAUUUGCAACUAGGAAUCAGGCAUUCCGUAGGAAGACCGGGUCCCACUCCCUCAUUAGAUUUAAAGCCAUCGGCUUUCAAUCCAAAGGAGAAAGUAUGGACGAGAUUCCCACCAGAGGGAUCCAAAUACACCCCUCCACACCAAUCUUGUGAAUUCAAAUGGAAGGAUUACUGCCCAUUGGUCUUCAGGACAUUAAGGAUGUUGUUUAAGGUAGAUGCAGCUGAAUAUAUGCUAUCUAUGUGUGGGAAUGAUUCCCUUCGAGAGCUCUCCUCACCAGGGAAGAGUGGAAGCUUCUUCUACCUGAGUUAUGAUGAUCGGUACAUGAUCAAGACCAUCAAAAAAGCUGAAGUCAAAGUGAUUCUAAGGAUGCUUUCUGCUUACUUCAAUCAUUUCCGACAAUACGAAAACACUUUAUUGACAAAAUUCUUUGGACUGCAUUGCGUGAGGUUAACUGGUGCUGCUCAAAGGAAGGUACGUUUCAUUAUUAUGGGAAAUCUUUUCUGCACGAAUCACACCAUUCAUAGACGCUUCGACUUAAAAGGGUCUUCCCUUGGUCGACUUACGGAUAAGCCAGAGUCAGAAAUAGAGGCAACCACUAUACUUAAAGAUCUUGAUCUCAAGUACUUUUUCCGAUUACCAAAAACAUGGAAUGAAGAAUUCAGAAGGCAAAUAGAGAAGGACAGUGAUUUCCUGGAGCAGGAGAGAAUAAUGGAUUAUAGUCUCUUGGUUGGUCUUCACUUCAGAGAACCAUCGCACUUAACACCUGUUGGUGAUGGCGCAGUAGAGGACUCGUAUUCUGUGGCUGAUAUGGACAAACUUCUUUCAGACCCAUCUGGACACCAAUUGGGAAUUGGCAUGCAAGCACGAAUUGAAAAGAUGGAGAGGACGAUAGAAACAGAACUGAUAGGGGAACCAACAGGGGAGUGUUAUGAUGUUGUAAUGUUUUUCGGAAUCAUAGACAUACUUCAAGACUACGACAUUACCAAGAAACUCGAGCAUGCUUACAAGUCCAUGCAUUACGACCCUACCUCAAUAUCAGCUGUUGAUCCCCGACAAUAUGCUAAACGUUUUCAUGAUUUUAUACUCACGAUUUUCAAGGAAGAUGAUCAAUAGAAAGGAAAAAUUAAGAAUCUUUGUACAGAUAUACGUCUUGUCUAUUUCUCUAAAUCAUAUUACCUACUUACCCAAGGCAGGCAGGAGUACCAUGUAGAAG
Lactuca saligna is the source of this 3070-nucleotide messenger RNA. Lineage: Eukaryota; Viridiplantae; Streptophyta; Magnoliopsida; Asterales; Asteraceae. The record is from the annotation of a GenBank genome assembly.